AGAUCAAUUUACUUCAUGUCUAGAUUUGACGCAUAUUAACCUGGCAGGUGUGUCGCAUAAACUCGAUGAAUGUUAACGUUGAGAACUGCAUUUUGUACCAUGGGAAAAAACACUGCUGAUCAGCGUCUGAGGUACAAGUCUCCUCGGCCUAACUAUGCACUAAGCGAGUUGACAAUUUCCUCGCUUAUUGUAUCAUGGGUGUUUACCAAUGUAUCACUUUUAAUUAGUCUGUCGGUCGGCAUUUUGUUGAUGCGUCGAGUUCUUCGUAUCGCUACUUUUGUGGAGCUUUUUGAGAUAUUAAAGGGUUUAGUGUAUAACCCUAGGGAUUACCAUAAUGUCGCUGUGGCACUUCUCAAGAACAGUCCUCCUACCAUAUCUCACAUGAGUCUGGUUUACUUUGGUUCAUAUUUUUCACUGUGGAUGUGCCUGUUCCUCUAUGUUAACAUGUUGAUAAUAAAAUGCUGCUGUAAAGCCGUAGCUAGUAAAUAUAAAUGGAUUUAAGAUUAUGCGACUGUUUGAAUUGAACGCAUUACACUUUUGCUUUACGACGUUCACCACGGUUCAAUGCAUGGAAACCGUUCUUGAUAGGAUUCACAGACCUAUAUCAAAAUUAGCUCACACGAUGCUA
Molecule: messenger RNA, 628 nt
Organism: Babesia bovis T2Bo
Lineage: Eukaryota; Apicomplexa; Aconoidasida; Piroplasmida; Babesiidae
Product: putative integral membrane protein
Exons: 3
Coding region: 70-501 (143 amino acids)
Source: RefSeq, a predicted model, not a curated record